Exophiala spinifera is the source of this 1446-nucleotide messenger RNA. RefSeq lists its product as uncharacterized. The transcript has a single exon. The coding region runs from base 1 to 1446 and encodes 481 amino acids. Lineage: Eukaryota; Fungi; Ascomycota; Eurotiomycetes; Chaetothyriales; Herpotrichiellaceae. The record is from RefSeq and is a predicted model, not a curated record. Gene Ontology annotation, molecular function: catalytic activity.
AUGACGCUUGACCGAUCAACUUUCACCGCGCUUGAUACAGUGAGGCACCUAUGGAGGCAUCUCGGACUUCCAGCACAUGCCUUGACGAGCCUGUCUCUCACUGGGGAAGGGCAUGGACUACCCUCGUCGUUCCAGGUCGGACAUCUGGCUCAAGCAUCCAUCGGGCUUUCUGGCCUGACCGCGGCUCUGAUUCAAGCGCAAAGAAAAGGUUGCCCGGUCCCUCGAGUGACAGUUCCACUCCAGCACGCGGUGAUAGAGUUCAGAUCCGAACGUUUUUGCUUGCUGGACAAGAAAUCAUCCUCGGCAUGGGGCCCGAUCGGAGGUCUGCAUGCUUGUUCAGACGGCCACGUCCGGGUUCACGACAACUUCCCGCACCACAGAGACGGUAUAGUCAGACUCCUGGGAUGCGAACAGCCGACUACCAGGUCGCAGGUCGGCGAUGCGAUAUCUUCCUGGAGAGCGGUUGAUCUCGAGACCGCGGCCGCCGACAAUGGACUCGUCGUUGCUGCUCUGCGGUCGUACAAGCAAUGGGAUGUUACUCCACAAGCGCAGGCGAUUGCGGAUCUCCCCAUCUCGAUCGCAAAGGUGGGUGAGGCAGCUCCUGGAAUCCCUCGACACAUCGGGCCCGGCAAAGACAAGUGCCUACGCGGCGUCAGAGUUGUCGACAUGACGCGUGUCGUCGCUGGGCCUGUCGCCGGGAAGACGCUUGCGGCACAUGGCGCAGAAGUCCUCUGGGUGACCGGCCCGCACUUGCCAGACUUGCCGGAGCUCGACCGGGACUUGGCCAGGGGAAAGCGAACGGUGCAGCUCGACAUCCGCAAGCCAGAAGAUCUCGAGACUCUAAUGCACCUUCUUGAGAGUGCUGACGUGUUCCUCCAGAGCUACCGCCCUGGAAGUCUGAGCGCUCUCGGUCUCACCGAGGAGGCCAUCGUCCGUCGGCGGAAAGGGCGCCACCCAAUCGUGAUGGCCAACCUCUCCUGCUACGGCACAGCCGGGCCCUGGAAGCACAGGCGAGGCUUCGAUUCCAUCGUGCAGACGUGCUCCGGGAUGAACGUCUCCGAGGCCGAGCAUUACGGGAAAGGAGACGCCGCGAGGCCCCUGCCAUGUCAAGCCCUCGACCACGCCAGCGGUUAUUUCCUGGCCGCUGGGAUCAUGGCUGGCCUUUACCGCGCAUGGACCGACGGUGGUUCGUACAGGGUGGAUGUCAGCUUGGCCGGGACGAUGAAAUACCUCCGCAGCCUCGGCCAGCUUCCAGGAGAUUCCGGCUUCGAGGCAACUGAGUACGAUUACCACAAGCCGGAGGAUGUCCCUGCAGAAUACUUCGAAACACGCUCUUCAGGUUUCGGCGAGCUCCAGGCUAUCAAGCACUCGGUCAGUGUCGACGGUGCGCAGGUCGGUUGGGACAUCAUGCCGCAGCCGCUGGGCAGCCAUGAGCCAAAGUGGUAA